This is a messenger RNA of Polistes dominula (European paper wasp), 1590 nucleotides long. RefSeq names its product octopamine receptor beta-2R. The record is from RefSeq and is a predicted model, not a curated record. Gene Ontology annotation, molecular function: octopamine receptor activity. Gene Ontology annotation, biological process: adenylate cyclase-activating adrenergic receptor signaling pathway; positive regulation of MAPK cascade. Gene Ontology annotation, cellular component: plasma membrane. NCBI's taxonomy places the organism in Eukaryota, Metazoa, Arthropoda, Insecta, Hymenoptera, Vespidae.
UAAAAAUAAAUGAAAAUAAUCAAUAAGAGGAUUCAAAUAAUCUUCCAAUGAUAUACACACACACACACACAUACAAAUACACAAAUAAAUCGACGUAAAUGAUUUAAAUGAUUAAAUGAUUGACAUAAUGCUGAUCGUUAAUAAAAAAAUAUUGAAAUUAUUGGAAGAGUGGGUCGAGAUAAUCGAGAGGGCAGUUACGCCAUGUUGAACGUAAUGGCGGCAGCGGCCGUAACGAUGAGUAUACCAUGUAGGGUAGUGGAUCCGACUCAAACUACAGGAAGUAACGCUAGCACGACUUCCGCUGGUGGUGGUGGUGGUGGUGGUAGUAACAACGUUACAUCGGUACCGGUUGAAAAUCCAACCGUUGAAAAUUUACCGGAAAAUGUGAAUGUAUUUGUCGUAGUGAUUAAAGGUAUUAUAAUGGGUAGUAUAAUAACAACAGCUGUAUUAGGUAAUGCAUUGGUCAUUGCUAGUGUCAGAAGACACAGAAGAUUACGCGUUGUUACAAAUUGUUACGUCGUUAGUUUGGCAGCCGCCGAUUUGUUGGUUGCCAUGUGUGCAAUGACCUUCAAUGCAUCGGUCGAAUUAUCAGGUGGCAGAUGGUUAUUCGGUCGUUUCAUGUGUGACGUAUGGAGUUCGUUGGAUGUUUACUUCUCAACCGCAUCUAUACUCCAUCUUUGUUGUAUCAGUGUUGAUAGAUAUUAUGCAAUAGUGAGCCCUCUCGAAUAUACUGUCAUCAUGAGACAAGGUACUGUCGGUUGUAUGCUUGGAAGUGCAUGGAUCCUACCAGCUCUAAUCAGCUUUAUACCUAUUUUUAUGGGAUGGUACACCACAGAAGAACAUCUUGAAUUCAUGGUUAAAAAUCCCGAGGUUUGUGCAUUCAUAGUGAAUCGUCCUUAUGCAGUGAUCAGCUCGUGCGUAUCCUUUUGGAUACCUGGUCUGGUGAUGAUAGUGAUGUAUUGCAAGAUCUACAAGGAAGCGGUUAGACAACGUAAAGCAUUAAGCAGAACAUCGAGCAACAUCGUUUUGAACAGCAUCCACCAUCACAGAUCAUCGACGAGACAACACCAUCAUCAGCAGAUGCUAUUGCAAGCUGCAGCCGAAACCGGUGAGCUAGUUCUUCACACCGCACAUUGCAAGAUGCCCAACACCAAGCUCCACCCCAUUAACGGUACCUCAAUAAGACAACAAAGUAAAAGUUGGAGAGCCGAGCACAAAGCAGCGAGGACCCUUGGUAUCAUCAUGGGUGCGUUCCUACUAUGCUGGCUGCCAUUUUUCCUUUGGUAUUUAACGACGACACUUUGCGGUGAGGCCUGUUACUGUCCAGAUACCGUGGUAUCAGUUUUAUUCUGGAUAGGUUAUUUCAACAGUGCCCUAAAUCCGUUGAUCUACGCCUACUUCAACCGUGACUUUCGUGAGGCCUUCAAGGACACCUUGAAGAGUGCUCUACCCUGUUGCGCCGGAUGUUGGAAAACACCUUCAGAAUUUGUCUAGCGCGAAAGAUCGACGUAAACGGGGCUCAACACUUUUUUUUUAUUUUUUUUUUUAUAUUAUAUGUGAAUAUUUUUUUUCUCUUUUAUCUUUUCAUCA